Anopheles stephensi (Asian malaria mosquito) is the source of this 3068-nucleotide messenger RNA. RefSeq names its product calpain-B-like. The transcript has 6 exons. Gene Ontology annotation, cellular component: cytoplasm. NCBI's taxonomy places the organism in Eukaryota, Metazoa, Arthropoda, Insecta, Diptera, Culicidae. Bases 240 to 2819 code for a protein of 859 amino acids. Gene Ontology annotation, molecular function: calcium ion binding; calcium-dependent cysteine-type endopeptidase activity. The record is from RefSeq and is a predicted model, not a curated record. Gene Ontology annotation, biological process: proteolysis.
CCCAAAGAUGUGCCGAAUAGUCCCAGCUCGUUCGCUCUCGCUCACGAACAAAGCGCGAAAGGACAAAAGCAAACGUUCGCGGCAACACGAGAACCGCUCACCGAAGCGCCGAACGGCACGCAAACGCCGCAACCAUUCAGUUCGCAAACGUACGCCGGGUCGGACGGUAUUGUGCCAAAAAAACGCGGUUUGCCCAGUGCGGUCUCAGUCGAACGGUCGACAGCAUCAUCAGCAGCACAAUGCCGGUGAUAACGAGAACCAAUCGUCCGAACGAGGAGCUGCUGAAGGCGUCACGUGGCGUCCCCACCCUAAUGUCCUCCGCAAGCUCACCAACAACAACCACCAGCAGUAGCGUAAUGACGACGACACUCAUCAAACUGACGCUCCAUCAAUCCCGAACGCGCUUCCUGCCGAUCGAGUUCGAUCGUAAUGGUCGCGCUUACCCAAAGCCCGAUCCGCAGCGACCGGCAUACAUCCAGGACUACUACAAACUGCGCACCGACUGUCUGCGGGCGGGCAAACUGUUCGAGGAUCCCGAAUUCCCGGCCGACGACACUUCGCUCCACUUCUCGUCCGCCGCUGCGGGCCGCCCGUCCCAGUACAAGUGGUUGCGACCGCACGAAAUCAGCCCGGACGCGGUGUUCGAUGCCGAUGGGUUUUCGCGCUUCGACAUCCAGCAGGGCCUGUUGGGCGACUGCUGGUUGCUGGCGGCGGCCGCUAAUCUUACCACCUUUCCCGUGCUCUUUAGCCGCGUCGUGCCGGAUGAUAACGAUCGCAUACAGGGAGGAAGGAAGGGGGUGGAUUACGCGGGGAUUUUUCACUUCCGCUUUUGGCGAUUUGGCCAGUGGUACGAUGUGGUGGUGGACGACCGGCUGCCAACCGUACGCGGCCAGCUCGUGUACAUCAAGUCGUCCACGAAGCAUGAGUUCUGGAGUGCGCUGCUGGAGAAGGCGUACGCCAAGCUGUUCGGAUCGUACGAAGCACUGUCGGGGGGGUCGGCCAGCGAAGCGAUGGAAGACUUUACCGGGGGGCUAACCGAGGGCUACGAGAUGAAGGACGCGCCGGACACGCUGUUCGAGAUGAUUGAGAAAGGGUGCAACAACUACGCGAUGUUUGCGUGCAGCAUUGAGGCCGGGGCCGGUGAGAUGGAGCAGGUGACUGCGCAAGGCCUCGUGAAGGGCCACGCGUACUCCAUCACCAAAGCGCAAGCGGUGGACAUCGAAACGCCCAGGGUUAAGGGCAAGAUACAGCUGCUUCGGCUGCGCAAUCCGUGGGGCAACGAGAACGAAUGGAACGGAGCGUGGAGCGAUAAGUCGCCCGAGUGGCGUUUCAUCACCGAGGACACCAAGCGCUCGAUCGGCCUUACGUUCGAGGUGGACGGAGAGUUCUGGAUGUCGUUUCCCGACUUUCGCAAGUACUUCGACCGGGUCGAGAUGUGCCACCUGAGUCCGGAUUGUCCGAUCGCGCUGCAGGAAAGCCGGUUCGCCUGGCGUCAGUCUGCGUUCGAGGGCGAGUGGGUGUUGGGCAGUACGGCCGGUGGAUGUCGCAACUAUCCGGACACGUUCUGGCACAAUCCACAGUACGUGAUCCGGCUGGACGAUCCCGAUGCGGAUGAUUCGGAAAGGCUGUGCACGCUGAUCGUAUCACUGAUUCAGAAGAAUCGACGCUCAAAGCGCAACAAAGGCAUCACCUGCCUGACGAUCGGGUUUGCGAUCUACCGGGUGGAGCCGGUCGACCUGCAGCGUAAGCCACUGCCGCGCGAGUUCUUCACGUCGCAUCUGUCGGCGGCAAAAUCGACGUUUAUCAAUCUGCGGGAGGUGACGUGCCGGUUCCGGCUACCGCCCGGCUCGUACGUGAUCAUACCGUCCACGUUCGAACCGAACGAGGAGGGCGAGUUCAUGAUCCGGGUGUUCUCCGAGUGUGCCAGCAAUAUGCAGGAGAAUGACAGUGCGAUCGGCAUCGGUACACCGGUGGACCCACCAAUUAAACCAUCGGCUGGAGUUAGUCCACCAUCAAAACCCUCGCCAAAAGAAACCGAUAUGGGAGUGACCGACGCACAGCGCGCCACCAUGGAGCGACUAUUCAUAGAGGUAGCCGGAACCGAUGGUGAGGUGGACUGGAUGGAACUGAAGCUCGUGCUUGAUCGUUGCUUCCGCGAAGACAUCGCUAAGGCUUCGCGUGGCAUCUCGCAAACGUAUCAAACGCGUGCCACCGCACCGAUCGAGAAGCGUGCCGUCUCGGAGACGGCCACCGUACGUGAAACGAUGCUGGAUCGGGGUAUCUGCGGUGCGUGGACUAUGCUGCAGCGGCUGUUCCGUGAUAUUGCCGGUGGAGAUAACAGUCCGGUAACGCAUGCGGGUGAGCAGACGGAGCUAAUGAGGAGUGAAAAUGUCUCGCAAGUGAAUGCGGAUCCAUCGAAUGCAGGCUUUUCGAAGGACGCGUGCCGCUCGAUGGUCGCCAUGCUGGACGAGGAUGGUUCGGGUAAGCUUGGGCUGCUCGAGUUCCAGAAACUGUUGGCCGAAAUCGCCCGGUGGAAGGGUGUCUUCAAGCAGCACGACAGUGACCAGAGCGGGCGGAUCAGUCCGUUUGAGCUGCGGACGGCCCUACAGUCGGCUGGAUACACGCUUAACAAUCACAUCAUCAACAUGCUGAUGCAUCGGUACGGUUCGAAGGAGGGCGAAAUAUGGUUCGAUGAUUUCAUUACCUGCGCCGUGAAGAUCCGCACCAUGUUUGACAUCUUCAAAGCACGUGACCUGAGCAAUCGCAACGAAGCCCGGUUUACGCUGGAAGAAUGGAUCACGAAGACGAUCUACUCGUAACCCGCUGCCGGUAUCUCACAACUCAUUGGACCAGUAAGCGUGAUCGAGAGAUGGAGAGAGAGAGAGAGGUGACUUAAGCAUAGCUUAGUCACCUGCUUCACUCACAUGCCGUCACAACGUUGAUGGGAUAGUAGCUAGGAGAGCUUUUCACUACAUGUUCUUGACUCUAUAUCUGUGUUCGGUGUAUUUAAGUAUGCACACUAGCGAUAAUGAAGCGUCCCAUCUAUAAGAUGUUAACCAACCUGUCAA